Molecule: messenger RNA, 423 nt
Organism: Aspergillus lentulus
Lineage: Eukaryota; Fungi; Ascomycota; Eurotiomycetes; Eurotiales; Aspergillaceae
Product: putative extracellular serine-rich protein
Source: RefSeq, a predicted model, not a curated record
AUGCAUUUCACCAAAGCUCUCCUGUUUACCGCCGCGGCUGUCGCGCCCUUGGCGUCCGCUGCAGCGCAAGCUGAACCGACAACCACCAUCACCGUCAAGCUGAUGAGCGUUGGCGCUUCUUCGACUCCUACACCGUCCCCCAGCAGCAGCAGCAGCGUCGUCAGCGUGACUCCAAGCAGCAGCAGCCCCUCCAUUCGACCCACCGGUGGCAUCUAUCUCCCCGGCUCCGGCCGCUGGAACUCAACCAGCUCUUCGAUCGUCAAGGUGACAGUCCCUGCCACCGUCAGUGGCCCCUCGCAGACAAACGCUGCUGCCUCCGCGGCCUCGUCGGCACCAUCCCAGGGCGGCGCCGCUUCCUCGAUCAACUUCUCCGGCCCCCUGACUGCUGUUGCCAUGGCUCUCGCGGGAUUUGCCAUGUUGUAA